AUGGCCGAGACGCCAAGGUCGUUCCUUUUCGCCCACUCGACCCUCGUACUGCGGGACGGAGGUCAGCCCCCUGUGCUGCGGACCACUGGAGUCGAAGAAAAGAAGCGGAAGAAGCGGCCCCACUGCAAGAGUCGUCACGGAUGUCUGCCAUGCAAGAGUCGGAGGGUGAAGUCACAGUGCGACGAACGAGUCCCUUGCUCUGGCUGCGUCAAGCGCAAGAUCCCAUGUCUGCAGGCAGCCCGUGAACACAAUGUGGUGCCAGGCUUGUCUGUCCCAAGGGCAGUCCUCGGGGCCGCACCAUCAGGAGUCCAUUUCAAUCUCUUGCACCUCGAGCUCUUCCACCACUGGGACAAGCAUACCCGGAUGACCCUUGCGUUCCUAGAAGUCUGGCCCGUCAUCACGCAGCGAGCUUUCCAUGAAGAAUUUAUCAUGUCUGCCAUACUGUGCAUAGCAGCAUCACAUCUCACCGUUCUCUGCCCACAGAACACCACAUACUUCCUCGCAUCAACGCAAUUGAUGGCCAAGACAACGGAGCUGUUUCGCAAGAAUCUGUCUUCGCAGCUCACUCUGAGUCAUUAUGUCAGCUUCCUUGAAACGGAGUUACCUGUUGGCUCCCUUUCGAGACUAGACCUCGCCCGGGAUCAGUUGUUUUUACUUGGCCCGGGUAUCCUCCAAGUGUGGUUCCAGGUCAUGCCAGUCUUCAUCGACCAGGGGAGUGUCUUUACCCAGAUCAUCUACCAAAAUCCACGACCCAGGAUCGAAGAAACCUUGUUGCAAAUUGGUGAGAACCCAGCACGUUUCGUCGAGCCGUUCAUGCAGAUCUGGGAUGAUCCCCGCUAUCAGACUACCGAUUUCCAUGCUGCUGAGCCUUCUCCUGGUGGCGGGUCUACAUCGUAUGCGUGGCGCCUUCUCCUUGGACUGGACAAAGAAAUGGCGGGUCAUCGGUGUCGACCAUGCACAGCACCGGUUUCGCACUCAAAACAUGAUGAAACGGGGAGGCUGGCUCGGGUCAGAGACACCGUCACAAGAAUUACCACAAACUACACCACGGGCGACAAUCGAGACAUCUCAUCGCAAUCGGUCCGGUCUCUGUUCGAGAGUGUCGUCCGCCGCAUGUCACCUCUCCUGUGCUGCGCAUCUCUCCUAUCGACCCCGGACAUCACUGUGCGAUCUGCUAUCACAUCACUCACGACGGACAUUGAGCAGUUGUUCUACGGAUUCCCUAUUCUCUGCUGCGGCCCCUUCGCCACGUUGAUGGUGAAUGGUGAUUCGCGGGCUCUGGUCUUUCUCCACCACUUCUAUCGAGCGACGCGGAUCUUGCUUCCGCCGGGAAAGUGUUGGUGGGCAUACAGGAGGAGCUGUGUCCUGGAAAAGCUUGUGCUACAGAAACUAGAGACUCGGGGACUCCAAGACCCUUUCACCGCAUAUUCCUUCGAGCUCUGA
Thyridium curvatum is the source of this 1443-nucleotide messenger RNA. RefSeq lists its product as uncharacterized. Gene Ontology annotation, molecular function: DNA-binding transcription factor activity, RNA polymerase II-specific; zinc ion binding. The coding region runs from base 1 to 1443 and encodes 480 amino acids. Gene Ontology annotation, biological process: regulation of transcription by RNA polymerase II. Lineage: Eukaryota; Fungi; Ascomycota; Sordariomycetes; Thyridiales; Thyridiaceae. The record is from RefSeq and is a predicted model, not a curated record. The transcript is spliced from 4 exons.